AUGAUCAUUUACACUGAUAUCAUCUCUGGUGACGAAUUAUUGUCCGAUGCCUACGACUUGAAGGAAGUCGAUGGUGUUAUCUACGAAGCCGACUGUGACAUGAUCAAGGUUGGUGGUGACAACAUCGAUAUCGGUGCCAACCCAUCUGCUGAAGAUGGUGACGAAGAGCUAGAAGACGGUACUGAAAUGGUCAACAACAUUGUCCACACUUUCCGUUUGCAACAAACCGCUUUCGACAAGAAGUCCUUCUUGACCUACAUCAAGGGUUACAUGAAGCAAAUCAAGGCCAAGUUGCAAGAAUCCAACCCAGACGAAGUUGCUGUCUUCGAAAAGGGUGCUCAAGCCUACGUCAAGAAGGUCAUUGGUUCUUUCAAGGACUGGGAAUUCUUCACCGGUGAAUCCAUGGACCCAGAUGGAAUGUUGGUUUUGUUGAACUACCGUGAAGACGGUACCACCCCAUACGUCGCUCUAUGGAAGCACGGUCUAAAGGCUGAAAAGAUCUAA
Molecule: messenger RNA, 504 nt
Organism: Kluyveromyces marxianus DMKU3-1042
Lineage: Eukaryota; Fungi; Ascomycota; Saccharomycetes; Saccharomycetales; Saccharomycetaceae
Gene: TMA19
Product: Tma19p
Exons: 1
Coding region: 1-504 (167 amino acids)
Cellular component (GO): cytoplasm
Molecular function (GO): calcium ion binding
Source: RefSeq, a predicted model, not a curated record